This is a messenger RNA of Oncorhynchus nerka (sockeye salmon), 2958 nucleotides long. RefSeq names its product kinesin family member 23 (gene kif23). Lineage: Eukaryota; Metazoa; Chordata; Actinopteri; Salmoniformes; Salmonidae. Gene Ontology annotation, cellular component: microtubule; nucleus; kinesin complex. Bases 92 to 2800 code for a protein of 902 amino acids. The transcript has 23 exons. Gene Ontology annotation, molecular function: ATP binding; ATP hydrolysis activity; microtubule motor activity. Gene Ontology annotation, biological process: mitotic spindle midzone assembly; microtubule-based movement. The record is from RefSeq and is a predicted model, not a curated record.
CGCUGAUUGGUUAAAUUUGAAAAAAAUUUAGUCCGCGAGGUAGAGGGAACGUUGGAGCUGGAAGCAAGAAAUCAAACCAUAACAAUUCACCAUGAUACGACCUACGAAGCAUAAAACCCCCCGUAGAGCUGCUCCAAAGAAGCCAUCCAGCAACCAGAAAGAUCCAGUUGGUGUUUACUGUCGUGUGAGACCUCUUGGAGUGGAGGAUGAGGAGUGUUGUAUUGAGGUGAUCAGCAACACCACCAUCCAGCUACACGCUCCUGACGGACUCAAAGCCAACAGGAAUGGAGAGUUCAAGGAGACGCAGUACUCCUUCAAGAAGGUGUUCUGCAUUAAGACGUCCCAGAUGGAAUUGUUUCAGGAUGUUGCCAAGCCCCUCGUGGAUGACCUCAUUCACAGUAAAAAUGGUCUGCUGUUUACCUAUGGGGUGACGGGCAGUGGGAAGACCUUUACUAUGACUGGGUCUCCAGGACAGGGGGGGCUCCUGCCUCGCUCCCUGGACAUGAUCUUCAACAGCGUCGGCCCUUACCAGGCCAAACGAUUCGUGUUAAAGACAGAUGAUAAGAAUGGUAUGGAGGUCCAGAAUCAGGUGGAUGCUCUGUUGGAGCGCCAGAAGAGGGAAAACCAGCCAACUGUUGUCCCUAAAACACCCUCCAGGCAGAGGCUGGACCCAGAGUUUGCAGACAUGAUCAACCCAGAGGAGGCCUGCAGGGCGGACGGGGUGGACGAGGACAGUAGCUACAGUGUGUUUGUGUCCUACAUCGAGAUAUACAACAACUAUAUCUAUGAUCUGCUGGAAGAAGCCCCCUACGACCCCAUCAAACCCAAGUGGAAUGGAGGAGGUACUCCUCAGAGGCAGCCCAACCAAGAGUUCAUACCGCCCCAGUCUAAGCUCCUAAGAGAGGACCAGAACCACAACAUGUAUGUGGCCGGCUGCACCGAGGUAGAAGUGAAGUCUACAGAAGAGGCCUUUGAAGUGUUCUGGAGAGGACAGAAGAAGAGGCGUAUAGCCAACACUCAGCUCAACAGAGAGUCCAGCCGCUCCCACAGUGUCUUCAUCAUCAAACUGGCCCAGGCCCCUCUAGAUGCAGAUGGGGACAACAUCUUACAGGAUAAGAACCAGGUGAGCGUCAGUCAGCUGUGCCUGGUUGACUUGGCGGGGAGUGAGCGCACAAGCAGGACCCGGGCUGAGGGCAGCCGCCUCAGAGAAGCAGGUAACAUCAACCAGUCGCUCAUGACUUUGAGGACGUGUAUCGAAGUGCUUCGGGAGAAUCAGAUGUGUGGCACAAACAAGAUGGUUCCAUACCGUGACUCCAAGGUGACUCACUUGUUCAAGAACUACUUUGACGGGGAGGGUAAAGUACGUAUGGUUGUAUGUGUCAAUCCUAAAGCCGACGACUACGAAGAAACCAUGCUGGUGAUGCGUUUUGCUGAGAUGACCCAGGAGGUGGAGGUAGCCAGGCCCGUGGACAGGCCCAUCUGUGGCUUAGCUGCUGGGCGCCGGCAGAAGAACCAAGCCUUCAAAGACGAGUUGUCACGGCGCCUGGAGGAACGAGGAGGUCCUGUCAAUACAGAGUCCACCCAGUCAGUGAUGCACCAACUGCUCCAGAACCUUCCCCCUCUGCCUGCCAGCGAGAUCACGGACCCCCAUGAUGACGUCACUCUGCCCCGCCUCAUAGAGGUGCUGGAGAAGAGACACAAGAUCAGGCAGAUGAUGACCCAGGAGUACAACAGGGCUGCCGACAUGUUGAAGUCCAUGCUCCAGGAGCUGGACAGUAGCCUGGUCUCCAAGGAGAACUUGAUCCAGGACCAGAGAGGUCAACUGGGGGAGAAGGACAAGACCCUUCAUAGCCAGAAGACUGAGAUUGACCGUCUGGAGAAGAAGUCCAAGAUGCUGGAGUACAAGAUUGAGAUCCUGCAGAAGACCACCAACAUCUAUGAGGAUGACAAGCGUACGCUGCAGCAGGAGCUGGAGAGCCGAGAGCAGCGUCUGCAGAGAGAGCAGACGGAGAAGAGACGCAUGGAGCAACGCAUGCAGGGCAUGGUCCAGGACACCAAGCACAAGUGGGAGAAGGAGUGUGAGCGUCGUGUGUGCGCCAAGCAGCUGGAGAUGCAGAACAAGCUGUGGGUGAAAGACGAGAAGCUGAAGCAGUUGAAGGCCAUCGUGACGGAGAGCAAGACCCCCUCAGACCAUGGCCCCGCCCCCGACAAGCACCAGCGCCCCGCCCCCGACAAGCCCCAGCGCCCCUCCCGGGAGAGGGACCGCGUUCCCGCCAAGAGAUCGGCCUCGCCGUCACCCGUUCCCACGGGCCCCCCGGUGCGUGCGGUCCACAGGCGCUCUCACUCUGCGGGCGGGGAGAGGUGGGUGGACCACAAGCCGUCGUCUAACGUGGAGCUGGACACGGUGAUGCAGCCCAUCCUGGGUUCCAACGCCAUUAAAGUCUCGGCCCCCAGCGAGAAGGCCCUAGCCAAGUGUGACAAGUACAUGCUCACUCACCAAGACGUGGCCUCUGAUGGAGAGAUACAGACCAAACUCAUCAAGGGUGAAGUGUUCAAGACACGAGGGGGAGGACAGGCGGUCCAGUUCACUGAUAUAGAAACUCUGAGACAAGAGCUGCCCACUGGACCAAGCCGUAAGAGGAGGUCGUCAGAGGGCAACACUGCCCAGGGGGGCGACCGUAUGGAGGGAGACUGGACAGAUGUGGAGACCAGGUGUUCUAUGGCUGUGGAGAUGAGGGCUGGAUCUAACCUGGGUCCAGGCUACCAGCACCAUGGACAUCAAAAACGCAGAAAGCCCUGAAGAUCCUGUCUGGGCGGCUCCAUACACCCCCCCCCUGUCCUCAUCCCUCCUCAGCCCUCGCCCCUCCCUCAGCCCUCGCCCCUCCCUCAGCCCUCGCCCCUCCCUCUGUCCUCGCCCCUCCCUCUGUCCUCGCCCCUCCCUCUGUCUCGCCCCUCCCU